AUGAAAGCAAAACGGAACUCAAUUAAAUUUACUAUUGAUCAUGUUUGUAUGAUUAGUUGUAAAAAUAAUCCCGAUGAUUUAUUUACUAUUAAAAAUCAAGUUCUUUUAGUUAAUUUAGAAGAACAAGAUAAUAAUAAUAAACAACCUGUCCCCAUUGAAAAACCUUCGAUAAAAAAAGAUUUAACUGAAGUUGAAAAUCGAUUUACACAAAGUUGGACAUUUGAAACUAAUGGAUUUGAAGUUAAUCGAGUAUAUUUAAUUGAUGCAAAUGUUUCUGAUGGAAAACAUAUUCCUAUUCCUUGAUGGAUCACUACAGGAAGUAUCAAUAUUACACGAAAAUAUCAUACAGCAUCGGCAUUAACAAAAGGAAAAGUAUUGAUUACUGGUGGAUACAAUAGUACUGAAUUAUAUGAUCCAUUAACAGAAAUCUGGACACUUACUAGUACCAUGAUUACUACACGAGAAUUUCAUACUGUAUCGACACUUACAAGUGGAACAGUGUUAGUUGUUGGUGGUGAUCGUAAUGGUGUUGUUUAUUCCAACAGUGCAGAACUGUAUUGA
This is a messenger RNA of Rotaria sordida, 561 nucleotides long. The record is from the annotation of a GenBank genome assembly. NCBI's taxonomy places the organism in Eukaryota, Metazoa, Rotifera, Eurotatoria, Philodinida, Philodinidae.